GCGGGCUUUAAGUCGACCCCAAUGAGGGGCGUUCAAACAUUCUCUUCUUUCUGUAGGUCUGGUCAGCUGCGUCGACUCUCAUUCCGUUCCACCGAAAUGUCUCGCAAUUACGAGGCUGCAAUUGCAGCUCUCAAUUCGCUGCAAACCAACUUUGCGGUGGUUGAAGAAUUGAGAAAGUCAGUCUCCCGGCAGGACAUGAAUCUGCGGUCUCUCCCAGAGACUGUAGAGUGGCUUCGACGCAUCGGCUACCAGCCUUCCGACCUGAACCAAAUCAACCCUGUUCAUGUCGCCGGAACCAAGGGUAAAGGCUCAACUUCCUCCUUCAUCUCCUCGAUUCUCUCUCAGUUCACCGCGUCGAACCCCGGCCAGUCGAACACUUCAUUGCGCAGACUCAACAAGGUUGGGCUUUACACCUCGCCUCACCUGCGAUUUGCUCGGGAACGUAUCCAGAUUGACAACACGCCACUCUCCGAGGAAAAGUUCACGAAAUACUUCUUCGAAGUAUGGGAUCGGCUGGAAGAGGCCGCUCAAGUGGCGGGCGAGGAUCCCACAAGCCUGCGAACGAAGCCCCAGUACUUCCGGUAUCUGACCUUGAUGGCAUUCCAUGCCUACAUCAGUGAGGGAGUCGAUGCUGCGGUGAUCGAGUGUGGUAUCGGUGGAGAGUAUGAUUGCACAAACGUGAUUGAAAAGCCAGCCGCGACUGCGAUCACGAGCCUUGGCAUCGACCACACUGCCAUGCUUGGAAACACGAUUGAACAGAUAGCUUGGCAUAAAGCUGGGAUCAUAAAACCUGGGACCAAAGCUUUCAGUGCACCACAGCCCCCAACUGCAGAGAAAGUGUUGCUUGAUCGUGCAGCUGAGAAGGGGACUCAGUUGGAGAUCGUGAGGGGCCACCCCGAGCUAACCUCCGACGGUGAUGUGAAGCUUGGCCUGGCUGGUGAUUUCCAAUAUGCAAAUGCAGCGGUAGCCGUCGCAACAGCUGCCGAAUUCCUCAAGAAGGUUGGAAUCGAAAACCUCCCCUCGGACUUCCUUGAGAAGCCUUUACCACAGACGUUCCGGAAGGGACUCGAGUCCGCUCGGCUAGGAGGCCGUUGCGAAACGCGGAAUGAGAAACGUGUCACCUGGUACAUCGACGGGGGACAUACACUGGAAAGUAUCAAGUUGGCUGGACAGUGGUUCACUUCUCAGAUACACGCCAACUCCUCAUCAACUGCAGCUGCGAACAAGAAAAUGCGUGUGUUGAUCUUCAACCAGCAGACCCGAGAUAGCACUGCUCUUGCCCAAGCUCUUUACGAGACCCUGGCUGCGGCUUUAGGCUCCGAGCAACCUUUCACUCAUGCUAUCUUCUGCACGAACGUGACCUACAAAGAUGCAGGCUACCGGCCCGAUCUUGUAAGCAUGAACACCAAUGCAGAUGACGUGGAAAGAUUGCAGGUCCAGAGAAGCCUUGCGGAGAAGUGGCAGUCGAUUGAUCCACGCACCGAAGUCAAGGUGUAUGGUACCAUUGAGGAAGCUGUCGACUUUGCUCGUGAGCUCGCGACAAAGGAGAGAGACCUUGUUGGCGAAGAUGAGGCUCCUGUCAUGACCUUCGUCACUGGCAGUCUGCAUCUUGUCGGUGGGUUCCUGGAUGUGAUCGAGACCAAGCCCGGUCCGCAAUGAAGACCCGGGUCUCCCUGUAUCUCUUCUGGUUGCUGCUCAUAAUGGAAUCAUGAAUUCUCUCUGCCUCACCACGAGGUUUCAACAACAUAUCUGGUGAUACCCGCAAGCCAAGGCUGAUUUCCUGCCUGCUCAUGUUUGAUGCUAUCAAAAUGGAAGAAAGGGCCAUUUCGUUUCUUUCAACAAUAAUUACUGUCUUUGUCUCCUGUCUCACGUGCCUACACGGAGAUCGGAUAUACUACAUGGCCCCCACUAUUGAAAUCUGGCCAUUUGUUAAUAUAGAUGCCCCUGUAGCUCUAACCAAGC
Aspergillus heteromorphus CBS 117.55 is the source of this 1962-nucleotide messenger RNA. RefSeq names its product tetrahydrofolate synthase. The record is from RefSeq and is a predicted model, not a curated record. Gene Ontology annotation, biological process: tetrahydrofolylpolyglutamate biosynthetic process. Lineage: Eukaryota; Fungi; Ascomycota; Eurotiomycetes; Eurotiales; Aspergillaceae. Gene Ontology annotation, molecular function: tetrahydrofolylpolyglutamate synthase activity; ATP binding. Gene Ontology annotation, cellular component: cytosol; cytoplasm; mitochondrion. The transcript has 3 exons. The coding region runs from base 22 to 1659 and encodes 545 amino acids.